Messenger RNA from Callithrix jacchus (white-tufted-ear marmoset), 11842 nucleotides. The record is from RefSeq and is a predicted model, not a curated record. NCBI's taxonomy places the organism in Eukaryota, Metazoa, Chordata, Mammalia, Primates, Cebidae.
GUAAAAGAAAAGACUUUAAAAAUUAAGUUAAAUUAUGAAAUAUUUAGAAUAUAGUUUUAAGAGUUGAGAUGGUUAAAUGUUAAAUUAACCAGUUUUAAAAACAUGGUAUUGUUGCAGUGUAUCUCUGAACUUCUGUUGUUAAAAGACUUUGCUGAGUGACUUCAGUCCCUCAGAGAACCAUGGGAAGUGUGGUGCAGAGCUGCUGAGGUUACCAAGUGCCUGAGCUGGUGGCAGACGGGCUUUCGUUGGUCAUGCUGCACCUAGGUUAAGAUUUCAGGUCAUCAGCAGCUGCCUCCUCCAUGAUGCACCUGUUGGGAAUGGGGGCUGGGGCUGUGUGUCUGUUCUGUUACUCUCUUCACACCCUGACAAGUGGUGAGCAUUCUGAAGUAUCUAAGUGCAGUACAUAUGAUUUCUGGUUGACAGCUCAAUGUAUAAUGUUUUUCAAAAGGCCAGUGAUACUUAUCAAUGAAUGUUUCCAUUUCAAACAUAUGCUGUCUUGAUAGUCUUAAGGCUUAAGCAGUUGUCUUACAGUUUUCAUUAAUUUUCAGCUUAUAUAGACCAGAUGUAUGUCGUCUUUCCUUCUUUCAUAGAAAAAUGUACUACUAUUUUUUUUUUUUUGAGACGGAGUCUCACUCUGUCGCUCAGGCUGGAGUACAGUGGUGUGAUCUUGGCUUACUGCAGCCUCCACAUCCUGAGGUUCAAGUGAUUCUCCUGCCUCAACCUCCUGAGUAGCUGGGACUACAGGCGUGUACCACCAUUCCCAGCUAAUUUUUGUAUUUUUAGUAGAGACGGGGUUUUACCGUGUUGGCCAGGCUGGUCUCGAACUCCUGACCUCAAAAGAUCCAUCUGCCUUAGCUUCCCAAAGUGAUGGAAUUAUAAGCAUGAGCCACCAUGCUCAGCCACCACUACUUUUUUUUUUGAUUUGCUCCCUUUUGGACAAAUGACCUGUGGAAUCUGGGUAGGAGACACAGAGAGUGAAAGCGUUCCUUCAGUGGAAGAAGAGUCCAGUCCCUGGGGGUCCGCAUGAGUGUGCCUUCCUCACGGAGAGCCGCACAGUCUGCUCUGAAGGGGUCUGUCCUGGCCCGGGUAGGAUCCACCCUCUCACCAGAGCACUCCAGAUGAAGAGGGAGCAAUGGAAGAGGAGGCGCUAAAUCCUUGUUUCCUGGACAGGCACAGUCAGCCUCUCCUGUUUACCUGUUAGUGAAGGCAUGCUGAGGGACAUUUUUUGAUUCUCUUUCACAUAGACUUCAUAAUAGGGUGGACUUGAGGAAUGAGAGCAACUUUAUAUGUAAUAUAAACACAAGAUUACUAGAUAAAUGAAUACAUUUUGAACCUCCUAAAUUAGUAAGAUUGAAAGAGACAUUGGAGCUGAGCAUGGGUGAAACGGUAACACUGUGGCCCUCAUCCCGCAGCCUGUGGCAAGGUGAGCUUCCCCCCGUUAGUGUGCAUGCAUGCCUGUGUUGCCUUUUUGGAGGGUCACUGAGAACAUGUAUCAAAGACCUGAAAAAUGGAUUCAGCAUUUCACUUGAGGAAUUUAUCCUAAAGAAAUAAUGAUUGAUCAAAAGUCUGAAGAAUGUCCAUUAUAAAUAUUUUAAAAAGUCAAAUGUCUAACAAUAGAUUAUCGAAACUCUGCUAUGUCAUGUGUACUUGUUGGAAUACCGUGUAGCUUUAAAAAUGGUAUUUAGGAAAAGUAUUCAAUAACAUAAAAGUUGCAUAUGUUUUACUAAAAUGAAUUUUAGAAUACAUUUUAAAGGUGGCUCAAAAUAUGUCAAGGAUGAAAUCCACAGUGCUUUUAAUCAACCAGUAUUGAGCUCCUUCAUGCCCAGUCCUGGUCUAGGUAAUGUUGAUACACCAGUGAACAAGUCAAACAAAAUCUUGUUCUAAUAGAACUAAAAUUCUGGGAGAGAGGGCAGGACAUACAUUCCUAAUGCCGCAUAGCCAACCAUCAGGCUGUGAAGAAAAUGUAAAGCAGGAAAAGCGAGUAGAGGAUGAAGAGCGUGUUCUGUGUGAGAUGGCCAAGGAAGCCUCUCCUGUGAGGUCACAUUGCAGUGACAUCUUAGCAGUAAAACAGUCAUACAGAUAUGGAACAGGGAAGAGUGUUGCAGGUAGAAUAGCAGUUGCAGGAGGUCUUGGUCUGUGCUGAUCAUGUUCCAGGGUAUGAGGAGGUCAUCCAGAGGGCGGGUGUGGAUGAGAAGACAGUAAUUGGAAAGGAGAUCAGAGGGCCUGGGGUCAGCUCUUCCAGGACUUUGAGAUUUCAUCCUGGGUGGAAAAGGAGGUCACGUGUUUGUGUAUGUAUUGCAUAUAUUCACACACAGAAGAAACCCUGUGAUGUGUAUACAGCAGAGUUUGGAAAGUUGGUAUUAGCUGGGUAACUAUGGAGGGGAUAUAGAUAACCAUUUCUUAUCUUUUCUUUCCUUCCACCACAUUAGCAGUAGCCCGUUCUGAGUGUGAGGCUGUAAUUCCUUUGUAUCUCUUAAAAAUUUUAUUGGGUAUAUAUUUAUCAUUAAAACAAUAUUCAAUGUUUUGUAUGCUUUAAACAUUUUUAUAAAGGUUAUCUUAAUCUGUGUGGCCUUUUGCAACGUACUUUUUUGGCUUAACAUUGGUUUACAAAAUAAAUCCCUAUCAGUACGUAUACUUCAUUUUUCACUUCGCUCAAGUAUUUCAUUGUGUAAAUAUACCGCAGCUGACGUGUCCCUUCCCUUGGGAAAGGAGACUUUGGGGUGGUUUCUCAUUUUUCACUACUACAAAUGUUGUUAUAACAAACAAUAUGAAUGUUGAUAAUCAUUAUUAUAAUGAACAAUGCAAUUGUUCAUGAUUCCUUAUGCAUUUUUGCAAAACAUUCUGCAGGCUAUGUACUCUCUAGAAGUCUCAUUUAAAAGUACUGUUGCUUGUUUUCAUUUUCUGAUAAAAGCAGUAUAGCAUUAUAGAAACUUUAGAACACAGAGAAAAUACUUGCUAAUUUUAAAACUGUCAUAUUUAUGAUUUUAAUGUACUUCUUUCUAGCUUCUUUAUUUUUCUAUUCAUAUCUUUCACAGUGUUAUUUACUGCUUAAAUAUCAUUUGCUGGCUGGGUGCUGAUACUUGGAAUCCCAGCACUUUGGGAGGCAAAGGCAGGAGGAUAGCUUGGGCUCAGGAGUUCAAGAUCAACCGGGGCAACAUGGUGAAAUUCCAUCUCUACAAAAAAAUGGAAGCAUUAGCUGUGUGAGGUGGUACCCACCUUUAGUCUCAGCUACUCAGGAGGCUGAGGUUGGAGGAUUGCUUGAGCCUGGAGGCAGAGGUUGUAGUGAGCCAAGAUCAUGCCACUGCACUCCAACCUUGGUGACAGUGAGACCCUGUCUUUAAAAAAAAAAAUUGCCUCGUGGAUUAAACUCGUUUUAACUUAAACAAUGAUGGUCUGAGAACACAAAUUCUUCUUAAAAAAAUCUAAAGCUAAAUGUAUCUAUUUAUAUUUUGCUUUGGCCUUUUUACUUAGUACCUCUGAUUUAACUAAUAAAGAAAAUGUCCUUUAGAUGGUUCUUUAUGAAGAACUUUAUUUGAUUUGUUCACAAGAUUGAUGAUCUUCGCCAUACCCACGUGAAGUGGCUCGUAGGCACACAGUUUACCAAGACAAGAAAACAUUUCUCUAUUUUUUUCUUUUCAUGUGAUUAUUUCCAGUUCUAGCUGGAAUUUUUAGUCUUUUAGCUUGAAUUUUCAUUCUCUGUUUUUUUUAAGUACUUUAUCAUUUUUUGACAUGUAUUAGCUUUAGUUAUUUUUAGAUAAGUACCUCAGUAAGUAACUACUUCAACAUUCAUAUAAAAGAUAUUGUUGGCUGGGCACGGUGGCUCAUGCCUGUAAUCCCGGCACUUUGGGAGGCCGAGGCAGGUGGAUCAUGAGGUCAAGAGAUCGAGACCAUCCUGGUCAACAUGGUGAAACCCCGUCUGUACUAAAAAUACAAAAAAUUAGCUGGGCACGGUGGUGCGUGCCUGUAAUCCCAGCUACUCAGGAGGCUGAGGCAGAAUUGCCUGAACCCAGGAGGCGGAGGUUGCGGUGAGCUGAGAUGGCGCCAUUGCACUCCAGCCUGGGGAACAAGAGCGAAACUCCGUCUCAAAAAAAAAAAAAAAAAAAAGAUACUGUUAUUCUAGUAUGUUUGUGUUUUAAGUUUUUGGAGAAGUGAAAGCCACAUUUUCCAUUUGAAUAAUGCUUGAUGUUGCCUUCUGAUUUUCUUCUGUUCCUUGGUUGGGCAGCAGCAGCCAUAAUUUAUACCACCUUUCAGAUGACAAAUGGUGAAUAUUGUUAGUCUGUAUGCUCUCACGGUUUAUAUGCAUCUUAACCUUUGAUGGAGCAAAUCUCUUAAAAUGUUGAUGUGCAUCUUAGGGUUACCUUCAAAUCCGAGAAGCAAGCAUAGGAGGGCAUACUGGUUCUUUUAAAAGGCUUUCAAAAACUUUGAAAACUGGGACUUCCCUCUCGGGGAUCCCCUCCCACAACAGUGUGGGAGCUCACUUGCUCUCUCUCUGUCUGCCUAAACAAAUCAUUUUCUACAAAAAAAAAAAAAAAAAAAAAAAAGAAAACCAAGACAAUUUGAAAAAAUCUAGACAGAGUUAAAGAAUAAACAUACAUUAACUCUAAAGAAAUCUCUUUAAAGGAAACUAUUUUAAAUAAUGCAAAUUUGAAAAUACAUAUAGGUGUCUCUUUUUUAACUGAAGAAAAUGUUCUUCAACAAGAAUUCCUCAUAAGCCCUUGAGUUCUUACAUUUUCUGUACCAGUUUAUUUUAACCCCAUUAUGUCCAGGGCCAGUAACACCAUGUGAUCUUUAUGCAUACCAAUAUUGACUUUUUGGCCAUCUUUUCUUUACUUCUCUAAGGUUUUGUAAGGAUCUUCAAGAAAAAGAUAUCAGUUAACACCUCUAGAUUCUUUUAGCCAAAAUCCUGCCACUGAAGCAUAAAACCGUCUCACAGUUGGUGGUUGUAAAAUCCUGUUUCUGUUGUUCACUAAUUUUAAAACAAGUGACUUUAAGCUCAUUUCUUCUGCUCUCUAACUAAAAUUAGGUUUUUUAAAACAGUGAUAAUUAAUAAUCUUUCAGUUAUUCCUGACAAUAUUAUUUAUUAGCUUUUGCUCUGAACUAAUUUCUAUUUUAUUUUCCCAUAUAAUAGAAGUGUAAAUUGAAAAUAAGCUGAUUCUAUUACAUUAUUGUGUCUGGAUGAAGAUUACCUUUUAUAUUGUUAGCUUUCUGAACAAUUCUUUGAAGCAAAGCUUAUGUAAUCAGUAACAAAACAGAAUGCCAUGCUUUUAUCAAAAUGAAUGAGAUGGAAUAGAUCUGUCUAUGCACAAGAUCUUUAGAUAAGGAAAGCUCUGGCUCUAAGGAUUUUAAGCACUGUAACUUCUAUAUAAAAUGUCUUCUGCUGCUUUGUUAAUACAUAAUUGGCAACUACGUAAGGCUAUGUAGGUGAGAAAUCAAUCUAUGAGGACUUUGAUUUUUCAGUCUUAUUUAAAAGUCCUUCCUUCCAUCCACUCUUUGUGUGCAUGUCUCUGUGUUAGAGGUGUGGGCAAAGUAAGAAAAGGAAAAGCAAAUUCAGUUGUGUGGAGUCAUCCAGAGACAACCAUUGUUAGUAUCUGUGUGACUUUGGUAAAGUUGCUCUCUCACCUUGUGUCUCAAUUUGCUUAUCUGUGAAUUAGAGAUAAAGAUACAUACUUUGUAAGACUUUUGCCACAUUUAAAAGGGGUAACUAAUUUAUCAUACUUGGAAAAGUGUAUGGUAGGCACAUGAUAAGUCCUCAAAGGCAAACAUACCCACAUAACUUUUUCUCCUUUUACAAAAAUGUAUAAUGUUUUGGACUUGCUCCACAUAGUUCUUUGGUUAUCUGGAUAAAUAGGAGAAAGUCUGUGGACAGGCCACGUCAGAAGCAACCCAUGUUGUCCAGUCUAACACACUCAUGUUUUCAGGUGGCAGUAGUUUACAAUGGCCCUUGUUGCUUCCAGUUUUGAGUUUUCUGGGGAGCAGUGUUAUAGCAUGAAUCUCUGGCCUGGUUGGUGCUGAGGUUAUGGGAAGACCCAAGUGCUUCUACAAUAAGACUUGCUUACUACAGUCCUCCAUAAACCACCAAUCUGUAAUGAUCCAUUUAAGAGCUCAGGUCUAAACUGUUAAGGUAGAAGCUCCAGUGGUAGAAGGAAGUAGCCUCUUCAGCUUCCCGUUCCUUAAGUGUCUUUUAUGUUCCUAGGCUGGCCAUGGUGCAUUUCCUCGGAAUAGGUAUGCUAUGGAGGUGGAUGUGAUGGUGGUGACACCUUUUGGCUGUUGAGAAUCCUACACAUGUGCCAUUUAUUCAGAGAAACAGAUUUGCAAGUGUGUUGUAAAGCAGCUUGGACACUCUAAUAGUCCUUGCCUGUUACUGUGAUCCUGUUUUCUCUUAAGAGUGUUUAACUCUUGUUUUCAGGUCUUGGGACCUAACCCUCUUUAUUCCAUCUUCUCUAAUACUACUCCAUUUGAAGUGGGAGCGUAUUUUCACUGACUCCUUGAGUUCUUAGGAACUAGCACAGUUUUGUGGUUUAUGAUUACUUAAUUAAUUCGGUUAACUUUUGCUAUCUUUAAGCCAUGGGUUUAAACGGGUGAAAAUUAGAGUCACCUGGGAGUUUAAAUAACAUAUGUGUCUGAGGUCUCUUCCCUGGAAAUUAGAGGUAAAAGUAUACAUUUCAGGUAGGGCCUGAGCAAAUUUGUGUUACAAAAAGUCUUUUCAGGUGAUUAUGAUAGGCUUACCUGAUUAAAAACUGCUCCUUUAAAAUAUUGUCUAUACUAUUUAAAUAAAAUGUGCUUGGUAAUCACAUUCUCUUGUCUCAGUGAGUCAGUCACAAACAGAACUUUAAGAAAUUACCUCUGACUCAUGAACGUGAGUCUGUAGCAGUAAAUAUUCUCUGAAGUGGGAGUGGCUGCAGAAAAGUAUAUUUCUUGGAUUCAAAGACACAUAUUUUUCAUGUUACUAAAAUUCAGCUGUGACUUAUAAACAAUAUGUAUAUUUACAGUGCUAUUGUCUUUCCACCCAAGACUAUUACUAAAAUAAUACUGAUGUGUCUUAAAACCAGUGACAUCUUUGAAUCAAGGAAAUGUAGCAUUUUAUCAUGUGACUGUACUCUAAAUUUCUUAUUUGUGGGCAUUCAGGUUAUUUAUAAUUUUUUGUAUUCAUGCUCGGAUCCUAGAAUUUUUCCCUUAGGAUAAGUUUCUAGAAGUGAAACUGCUUGGUUAAAUAUGUGCAAAUUUUAAGGCUUUUGAUAACACCAACUUUCUUAGAACUCUUUUAGGGGGUAUCUGCUGCUUUGGCUUACAUUUAUUUUCUUUGUUUUUCUGUUACUAACUCUAGUUCAGUAAAAUGAUGAAUUUAAUUCAAGUUCUUCUUUGUCUCUAAUAGGCUUUUUGAUAACCACUUUUAUUUCACUGCCACUUUGUCAUGACUAGUUAGCAGCUUUGAAGAAACUAGCCAUCAUUCCCUAUUGUAUGUUCUUCACUCUAUUUUGGAGACAUCAUAAUAUAAAAAUUUCUUUUGUUCUUACAAUUCUUUAUUUCACACAGUUAACAUCACUCUUCAUCAUCAAAGACUGAAUGUAUUCCCCUUAAGCUUAGCAGUAAGGGUGUCUGCUCCCACCACUUCUACUCAACACUGUAUUGAAGGGAUUUGUCUUGGCUGUUACUAUGAUGCGGGAAGCAAUUGACGAAUUUCGGCGUUUUCAGCGUGACAAGGAAGUGAAUUCCCAGCUAUAUAGCAAGCUUACAGUAAGAGGUAAAGUGCAGGUUAAGAGUUCAGACAUACAAGUUGGAGACCUCAUCAUAGUGGAAAAGAAUCAAAGAAUUCCAUCGGACAUGGUGUUUCUUAGGACUUCAGAAAAAGCAGGUUCGUGUUUUAUUCGAACUGAUCAACUAGAUGGUGAAACUGACUGGAAGCUGAAGGUGGCGGUGAGCUGCACACAACGGCUGCCGGCUCUUGGGGACCUUUUUUCUAUCAGUGCUUACGUUUAUGCGCAGAAACCACAACUGGAUAUUCACAGUUUUGAAGGCACAUUUACCAGGGAAGACAGUGACCCGCCCAUUCAUGAAAGUCUCAGCAUAGAAAAUACAUUGUGGGCAAGCACCAUUGUCGCAUCAGGUACUGUAAUAGGUGUUGUCAUUUAUACUGGAAAAGAGACUCGAAGUGUAAUGAACACAUCCAGUCCAAAAAAUAAGGUUGGUUUAUUGGACCUUGAACUCAACCGGCUGACGAAAGCACUAUUUUUGGCUUUAGUGGCUCUUUCCGUUGUUAUGGUAACCUUACAAGGAUUUGUGGGUCCAUGGUACCGCAAUCUUUUUCGGUUCCUUCUCCUCUUUUCUUACAUCAUUCCCAUAAGUUUGCGUGUGAACUUGGACAUGGGCAAAGCGGUGUACGGGUGGAUGAUGAUGAAGGACGAGAACAUCCCUGGCACAGUCGUCCGGACCAGCACUAUCCCGGAGGAACUGGGGCGCCUGGUAUAUUUACUGACAGACAAAACAGGAACCCUCACCCAGAAUGAGAUGGUAUUCAAGCGGCUCCACCUGGGCACUGUGUCCUAUGGAGCGGACACGAUGGAUGAGAUCCAGAGCCACAUCAGGGACUCCUACUCACAGAUGCAUUCUCAAGCUGGUGGAAACAGCGCCAGUUCAACUCCACCAAGAAAAGCCCAAUCUUCAGCUCCCAAAGUCAGGAAAAGUGUCAGCAGUCGAAUCCAUGAAGCCGUGAAAGCCAUAGUGCUGUGCCACAACGUGACCCCUGUAUAUGAGUCUCGAGCUGGCGUUUCUGGGGAGACUGAAUUCGCAGAGGCUGACCAAGACUUCAGUGAUGAGAACCGCACCUACCAGGCUUCCAGCCCCGAUGAGGUCGCUCUGGUGCAGUGGACAGAGAGUGUGGGCCUCACGCUGGUCAGCAGGGACCUCACCUCUAUGCAGCUGAAGACCCCUGGUGGCCAGGUCCUCAGCUUCUGCAUCCUGCAGCUGUUCCCCUUCACGUCCGAGAGCAAGCGGAUGGGCAUCAUUGUGAGGGAUGAAUCCACAGCAGAAAUCACGUUUUACAUGAAGGGCGCUGAUGUGGCCAUGUCCACCAUCGUGCAGUACAAUGACUGGCUGGAAGAGGAGUGUGGAAACAUGGCACGCGAAGGACUGCGGACCCUCGUGGUUGCAAAGAAGUCACUGACAGAAGAGCAGUACCAGGACUUUGAGAGCCGGUACACUCAAGCCAAGCUGAGCAUGCACGACAGGACCCUCAAGGUGGCUGCAGUAAUCGAGAGCCUGGAGAGGGAGAUGGAGCUGCUGUGCCUCACAGGCGUGGAGGACCAGCUGCAGGCAGACGUGCGGCCCACGCUGGAGAUGCUGCGCAAUGCUGGGAUCAAGGUAUGGAUGCUAACGGGCGACAAACUGGAGACAGCCACUUGUGUGGCCCAGAGCUCACGCCUGGUGCCUCGGACACAGGACACUCAUAUCUUCAGACGGGUAACCAGUCGGGGAGAGGCGCAUUUGGAGCUGAAUGCAUUUAGAAGGAAACAUGAUUGUGCCUUGGUUAUAUCUGGGGAGUCUCUGGAGGUUUGUCUAAAGUAUUACGAGCACGAAUUUAUGGAGCUGGCCUGCCAGUGCCCCGCUGUGGUGUGCUGCCGCUGCUCGCCCACCCAGAAGGCCUGCAUUGUGACACUGCUACAGCAGCACACGGGGAGACGCACCUGCGCCAUCGGUGAUGGAGGAAAUGAUGUAAGCAUGAUUCAGGCAGCAGACUGUGGGAUUGGGAUUGAGGGAAAGGAGGGGAGGCAGGCCUCACUGGCGGCCGACUUCUCUGUCACGCAGUUCCGGCACAUCGGCAGGCUGCUCAUGGUGCACGGGCGGAACAGCUACAAGAGGUCGGCGGCACUCGGCCAGUUCGUCAUGCACAGGGGCCUCAUCAUCUCCACCAUGCAGGCUGUGUUUUCCUCGGUCUUCUACUUCGCAUCCGUCCCUUUGUACCAGGGCUUCCUCAUGGUGGGGUAUGCGACCAUAUACACCAUGUUCCCCGUGUUCUCCUUAGUGCUGGACCAGGAUGUGAAGCCAGAGAUGGCGAUGCUGUACCCGGAGCUGUACAAGGACCUCACCAAGGGAAGAUCCUUGUCCUUCAAGACCUUCCUCAUCUGGGUGUUGAUCAGUAUUUACCAAGGUGGCAUCCUCAUGUACGGGGCCCUGGUGCUCUUCGAGUCCGAGUUCGUCCACGUGGUGGCCAUCUCCUUCACCGCGCUGGUGCUGACCGAGCUGCUGAUGGUGGCGCUGACCAUCCGCACAUGGCACUGGUUGAUGGUGGUGGCCGAGUUCCUCAGUCUGGGCUGCUAUGUGUCCUCACUCGCUUUUCUCAAUGAAUAUUUUGGUAUAGGCAGAGUAUCUUUCGGAGCUUUCAUAGAUUUUACCUUUAUCACCACUGUGACCUUCCUGUGGAAAGUGUCGGCCAUCACCGUAGUCAGCUGCCUCCCACUCUAUGUCCUCAAGUACCUGAGGCGCAAGCUCUCUCCUCCCAGCUACUGCAAGCUGACCUCGUAAGGGGCCGUGCACCCCCAGCAGGCUGGCCGCGGCACCACCGCCCUUUCCAGUGAUCAGAGCGUUUGCAAUUGCUACUAAGCGAGUGCCGCAAGAAAGGGAGGGCACGCUGGGCGAGCCCAGCCCACGGGUGCUGGGACGGGCUCUCCCUCUCAGUGUGGGGCAUCACCCCUGCCAGGCGAGCCCAGAGGCUGGGACGGGCUCUCUCAUCUCAGUAUGGGGUGUCCCCCCUGCCAGGCGAGCCCAGGGCCCAGAUGCUGGGACAGGUGCUCCCUCUCAGAGCCGGUCUUCACCCCUGCUUGCGUUUUUCUUUUGUAUUGUUUCUCAAAAUUUUAUUUCUAUAUUGAAGCAGCUUGUUUCUACUGAAAACGAGCCCUAAUUAUUUCACUCUUACUUUGAAAGGUUUGUCUUCCUCCGGCAUUCUGAGGGUUAGAAUGGAAGUUUAAUGUCUGCAAUUCCCUAACAUUCACAUUCUUUCUUUGAUGUUAAAACAAAGUCAUUCCUGCUCAAAUGGAAUAAAAAGGAGGCUCCACGAAGCCCGUGUCCACAUGAGCUGCAGCUCUGGCUCAGACGGGCUGCCCUUGGCUAAGACACGCUCGCUUUAUACUCGCAUUUCCUCAGCAGAGACACUCAUGUUACUGACUCCUCACACAGAGCUUUCUCACACACUCUAGGCACAUGGUACAAACGCGUUUCCAAGCAUCACUCCAUUGCAGCCCCCAGGAAAUCCUCGCCCAGAGGCUUCUGCCACCACAGGCCUUUCCUGUCCUUUUCAGAUUCGUAAAACCCCACUCGAGCACCAUUUCUAGAUGUAGAAGCAGCUGCCCUGUGAAGCUCACUUCCCCUAAGAGGGCCCAGCCUCCUGGAACAGGUUUCCUCGUUGGCGUGGCCGAGAGCAUGCCCUGAUGGAGAAAGCCUGUGGAAAGCCUCUGGUCUCAGCCCGACCCCAUGCUUCUGUGAGGUUUGGAAGGCCUCUGGGCCAGGCAUUAGUUUUCUCUGCUGUGUCCUUCACCGGGGGUGCUCCUGGAAAGCUGUGUGUGUGCCGUCACCUGCAGCAGCACCUGUGCCUGGAGGUCUCUGUCUCACAGGAGAGCUCCUCCGUGUUUUCUGGGCGCCACAGUCUCUGUGCCGGGAAUUUCAUGUCUUCAUGUUCUACAGCGUUGCUUCUUGUCAAGGUGGGCCCCAGCGCCUGAAUCCUGGCUGAGCUGUGUGCCUGGGGCCCCAGGGGAGUUUCACCAACCAGCUAAGGGGCUGCCCCACACCCACCCACCAUCCCCCACAGCUUUUUUCGCCCCCAAGAAAGCAAUAAAGCUGCUUUUUUUCCCCA